Molecule: messenger RNA, 4682 nt
Organism: Hemicordylus capensis (graceful crag lizard)
Lineage: Eukaryota; Metazoa; Chordata; Lepidosauria; Squamata; Cordylidae
Gene: TTLL6
Product: tubulin tyrosine ligase like 6
Exons: 15
Coding region: 1091-3349 (752 amino acids)
Biological process (GO): microtubule cytoskeleton organization; protein polyglutamylation
Cellular component (GO): cilium
Molecular function (GO): tubulin-glutamic acid ligase activity; tubulin binding
Source: RefSeq, a predicted model, not a curated record
AUACAGGAGGGGUUUACCAUUGCCAUCUCCUGUACAGUAUGAGAUGAUAAUGCCUUUCAGCAUCUUCCUAUAUUGCUGCUGUCCGAUAUAGGUGUUUCAUACCAGCAGGGAUUCGAACCGGCAACCUCUGGCUUGCUAGUCAAGUCAUUUCCCCACUGCGCCAUUAGGUGGCUAAUGUAGCUCUUUCAAAAUGGGUGUAAUAUGAUCCCAGUGGGCAGCUCUGGAUAAAAUCCUAGCUGCCACAUUUUGUACUAGCUGCAGUUUCUGGAUAUUCUUCAAGGGCAGAGUGCGUUACAGUAAUCUAACUGUGACGUGACUAAAGCAUGGGUAAUUUUGCCUUCUCGAGAAAGAGACACAGCUAGAACCAGUGGCGCACCUAGCUGAUUUUGGCGCCCAGGCCGCACGGGCUUGUGAUGGUCAAUUUGAACUGUGCAGGCGUGCCUCACAGUUCUUGAGGGCCGCUGGGCCGGACGGACAGGCCCAGCGGCCACACUGCCCACUGUCACCACCACGGAGGGAAGGCCUGCUCAGCUCACUCCCCACCCCCACACACAUGGCAGCAGGGAUGUAGCUAGGGGAGAGGGGGACCAUGUUAAUCCCUCUCUCUGGCAGCCCCCCAGAGUGAGGGAGAUAAUGAAGAAAAUAGGGAGGGGUGGAGCUGGAGAGCCCUCAGGAGCUGGGGGCCCGUGUUCUUUGAACCCUUUCACUCAAUUAUAGCUAUGCCCCUGCAUGGCAGCUAAAAUGACAGAAAAGCUGCAGUUCAGCGCAGUAGCGGGGCAGCGGCAGAGCGGGUGCAGGGUGGUGGCAGGAGGCCCCCCAGUCUUUGGAGGCCUCCCAUGGACCUUGGAGGCCAUGGAUCGAGGCCCCAAGGUCCGUGGGUAAGAACGCCUCUGGCUGGAGCACUAGCCAAAGCUGUUCAUAGGCAACCCUGGCCACCUUGGGAGGAAGGUAGGCACUAUCUUGCCUUCCCCCCUGCCCCGCCCUCCCUGCUCCACUUAAAGUUUGUGUGCACAACCUUAUUAAAUACUUAUAGAGAUGACCAGUGAUAAAUCUGACCAACUGCAAAUACGAGAGUGUGCGGAGGGCUGCUAUGAUGUGCGGUCUCCGGGAGGCAGGUGAAGUUGAUGACUGGACACUGUAUUGGACAGAUUAUUCAGUCUCGCUAGAUCGGGUGAUGGAGAUGAAAAGCUAUCAGAAAAUAAAUCAUUUUCCUGGAAUGUCUGAAAUCUGUAGGAAGGACCUUCUGGCCAGGAACAUGAGCAGGAUGCUAAAGCUUUUCCCCAAAGAAUUUAACUUCUUUCCCAGGACCUGGUGUCUUCCUGCUGAUUAUGGAGAACUGCAGGCCUUUGGCCGGUCAAAGAAGCACAAAACCUAUAUCUGUAAACCAGAUUCAGGUUGCCAAGGAAGAGGCAUCUUCAUCACAAAAUCUGUGAAAGAUAUCAAACCUGGAGAGGAUCUCAUCUGCCAGCUCUAUAUCUCAAAGCCUUUUAUUAUUGAUGGGUUCAAGUUUGAUCUUCGGGUUUAUGUGCUGGUGACGUCAUGCGAUCCAUUGCGGGUAUUUAUAUAUAAUGAAGGCCUUGCACGCUUUGCAACAUCAGCCUAUUCAGACCCUUCACAUAGCAACUUGGACGACGUCUGUAUGCACCUGACUAAUUAUUCAAUUAACAAGCACAGUGCUAAUUUUGUACGAGACGAAGACUCUGGUAGCAAGAGGAAGCUGUCCACAUUUAAUAAGCACAUGGAGCAAAGCGGCUAUGAGACAGACCAGAUAUGGAAGGACAUUGAAGAUGUUGUUAUUAAAACCCUGAUAUCAGCCCAUCCUGUCAUCAAGCAUAACUAUCUCACUUGCUUCCCCAAUCACACUAUGUGGACUGCUUGCUUUGAAAUUCUGGGAUUUGAUAUUUUACUGGAUCGCAAACUCAAACCAUGGUUGCUUGAGGUGAACCAUUCUCCAAGUUUCAGUACCGAUUCGUGGCUGGACAAAGAAGUAAAAGACCAACUCCUGUAUGACACUUUGGUUCUGGUCAACUUGGGAGCUUGCGAUAAACGGAAAGUCUUGGAAGAAGAGAGACGGCGAGGGAAGGAAAGGCUCCUCAAGCAAUGCCGUAAUAGGGAAACCAGGGCCAAGGAAUACAAGAACUGCCAAGCUAAUUGGGUCCAGGAAGCUGAGAAUUAUGAGGAAAAACACAUAGGAGGCUACCGCCGAAUUUACCCCAGUUUUGAUUCAGACAGAUAUGACAAAUUUUUCCAACACAAUAAUUCAAUCUUCCAGGAAACAGCGGCUUCCAGAGCACGUGAAGAAUAUGCCAGGCAGCAGCUCCAAGAGAUUCGUCUCAAGCAGGAACAAAAAGCAUCUCUAUUGAGAGAAAAGAAGGCUGAGCUGCAGGGAGAGUCUGGUGGAGAAAAGAUAAAGAUAUGCAGGCAAAAGAUGAUGAACAAAACAGUUGUGGGGCGAGUCCCUGCCCAGCCUCAAGUUUAUUCAGAGUCUAGGCCUGGGACUGCUGUUCUGCUUGACAUUUUAUCUGAUGAGCAAGAAUCCAAGAAAGAAGUGAUUUAUGAUGAUUCAAGUAUCUCCCAGCAUGAGAACCCUCAGACAGACAGCUAUCUAGAGACCCCUGAAAACCAGCCUGUAAGGCCUUACAGUUCUGUGCCUGACCUUACUAGACAAAGUUCAUCCCGUGUCCCAGAGCAAUACAACUCCAAUUCAGAACUGAGGGAUGCCAUUAGUAGCCAUCAUUCUGCAACAGAUGUGAGCAGUAGAUCAGCACUCCAGCCAACAGAAGAGGUUACAAAAACGUAUGGUAAGAAAAGCCCAUGUCUUCCCAAACGUUUCCCGUCAAUGGCACAACUUCAUGCCGAGAAUGCAACUGCAACUGAGCAGUUUUGCUGUGAAUGUCCGGUUCCUAAAAGUGCUCGUCAGUUUGGAGGAGAUUCCUUCCGGUUUCAUUUUAGAGAAACCCUAGUCUCCCCACACUCACCUGUCCAGAGGACGAGAGUGAACAUGUCAGAGAAUGACAAAGAAAAAACCCCAAGACUGGUCUCAGAAUUGUUCAACAAGCUGAAUUUCACACCAGUGGAGAACCACCUCAGUUUCCCCCUGCAACGGCAGCCUCAUCAGUUUCUCAACCGAGCACAAAGUGCCUCUCUCCCAAGAGAAAUCAAUCUCGGAAGCAGAAGCGCUUCUUGUAGGAGACCAGCAAAGUACCGCAGUCUCCACUUAAGCACACAAAGGCCGAUGGUUCACCAGCACAGCCUGGAAGACCUUUUGGUAAUUUCACAGAUGAAGCAGCAGUCUAAGAAAACCAGUGGUUCAGUGUUGCGAAAUCAGAGGCCAGGUACCAGAAACUGAGUGGAUAUUUUGCAAACAGCACAGGGUGGUUCCUGGAACCCAAAAGAUGCUCUGUCCUACUGAGAAGCAUACUGAACUGUUUGGACUCUUCAGCCAUAUUUUUUUCCAAAUACUCUUCUAUGUAAAGGAGCUUUUGUUCCUUGCAGAAGUGCCAGGCUGCUGCUGCUGCUGUGUUGAGAACUAAAGAACACACUCCUUCACAACUCCCUAGAAGAUGAGUGCUGCAUAAAGUGAAUUUCACAUAGAAGUGGGCUAGCUAUCCGCACCGCUCCCAGUUAUAACCUCCUCUAGAUCUGCAAUAUGUGGAGUCUUGCACUGUUUUCUCCCAACUGGACCGAACCAGAUGUGACACAGUUAUUUGUCUCAUGCACCCAACUUUGUUAUUUAAAAAUGAAAAACAGCCUUGAAGUCUACGAUAAGGGAUAGAAGCCUUCCCCCCCCACCCCAGCUGUUUGUCCAUUUAGAAUUACUCCCUAGCUGCCUUUGCACCCAUAGGGAAAGAAUUCAAAGUCUCCAUAGGGAAAAAAGCAGCUUGGGAGAGACAAUUUUGAGUGGACAAAUGGUGAGAGUGAAAAGAGUUAAGCAGCUCCCACACUCCCCCUUCCGCUUCCUGUCACAGCCUCCAAGGUUAUUUUUCUUUCCUUUUUUUAAUGUCAGGAGAAAGAGACAUGCAACUGCAUGUCAUAGCCAGUUUAGUCCCAAAUUGUUUGAAAAAUGUGAGGAACUUAUUUUAGUAAAUCUGCUAGAGAGAAAUUGCAAAGAACGAACAGUUAACAGAUCUCAAUAAAGGCUUAAAGAUGGCAAAGAUUCAAACACACAAAGAUUUUCCCAGUGGAAUAAAACAGAAUCCUGUACAUCUUUGGAUUAUGUGUGCAGUGUGUCUAGCUAUAAUUAUUUCACUCUGAAUCCACUAUUUUUUCCACAAUAUACUUUGUAAUAGUUAUAUAUUUUUGAUAUGAAUAGAAUUUCCCCUCUUCCCACAACGCUGCCCCAUUGCCAUUCUCACAAUUCAGGCGGAGGGGAUGGUGGAGUGAACUUGAACUAUCCACGGGCCCCAAAUAGCUUGCAAGCUAAAGCUGGGCUGCUAUGCUCUUGGUGUGAUAUACAGACUAUUCAGAAAGAAGUGUGUUAACUGUGCAGCACAAACUUUGGUAUUUGGGUCAAAGUCCCUGGAACUACAUGUUUAUUUUAAAUAGAAGUGUAGAGUUAUGAUUACUUUGAGCCAAGGUCCUGAGACUUCCUGGGAGGGUUUAGAUUUCCUGGCUGUGCAGAAAUGUGACUAAACUGGUAAUAAGGCAAAAGAGAAUAUGGCAAUAAUAAAUGCAUACUUGAA